Messenger RNA from Apodemus sylvaticus (European woodmouse), 4180 nucleotides. It is a transcript of the gene Dixdc1, whose product is annotated as DIX domain containing 1. The transcript has 20 exons. Gene Ontology annotation, biological process: canonical Wnt signaling pathway. The record is from RefSeq and is a predicted model, not a curated record. Gene Ontology annotation, cellular component: cytosol. Lineage: Eukaryota; Metazoa; Chordata; Mammalia; Rodentia; Muridae. The coding region runs from base 98 to 2155 and encodes 685 amino acids. Gene Ontology annotation, molecular function: protein binding.
CUCCGGAGAGCUCCCAGGGAGCUGAGCUGAUCGCCUUUGUGUGCAGAGGGAGGAGGCAGCAGCGCGACCCCACCCGGGAAGCCCCGCGGCAAGAACAAUGCUAGCCUGCUUGACCCGCGGGAACUUACUGGACGUCCUGCAAGAGGGCUUCAAUGAGCAACAGCUACAGGCCUACGUGGCCUGGGUGAAUGCCCAGCUGAAGAAGAGGCCAUCUGUGAAGCCCGUGCAGGACCUGCGACAGGAUCUCCGAGAUGGAGUGAUCUUGGCCUAUCUCAUCGAGAUUGUUGCAGGUGAAAAACUGAGUGGAGUACAGUUGAGUCCCAGUAACCAACAAGAGAUGAAGAGUAAUGUGGAGAGGGUCCUACAGUUUGUGGCUUCCAAAAAGAUUCGUAUGCAUCAGACUUCAGCUAAAGAUAUUGUGGAAGGAAACCUGAAGUCCAUCAUGAGGCUGGUCCUUGCCUUGGCAGCUCAUUUUAAACCCGGCUCUAGCAGGACAGUGAGCCAGGGCCGAGACUCCAAAGCCCCCUUGCAGAGCCACCAACCACACUGUGCCACUGCUGUGGCCCAGGGAGCAGCGGCUGCUCUGGCUGACGUGUGCCAUGACAUGUCACGCUCAGGACGGGAUGUCUUCCGGUACAGACAGAGGAAUGCCAGCGUGGAUGAGGAGAUUGAGAACCCAUACUGGAGUGUUCGGGCACUCGUGCAGCAAUAUGAAGGUCAACAAAAGUCCCCAUCUGAGUCAAGCUGCCCCAGCCUGACUUCACCCAGUCCAAUCCACAGUGCAAAGAGUGAAUCUAUUAUAACCCAGUCAGAGGAAAAGGCCGAUUUUGUGAUUAUUCCCUCAGAAGGAAUAGAGAACAGAACAGACGAGACGGACUCUCCAUUAUCCCGAGACUGGAGGCCGGGGAGCCCGGGAACCUACCUGGAAGCCACGUGGGAAGAGCAGCUGCUGGAGCAACAAGAACACUUAGAAAAGGAAAUGGAGGAAGCAAAGAAAAUGAUUUCAGGACUACAGGCCUUGCUACUCAAUGGCUCUCUACCCGAGGAUGAACAGGAAAGACCUGUGGCCCUCUGUGAACCAGGAGUCAAUCCCGAGGAACAGCUGAUUAUAAUCAGAAGCCGUCUGGAUCAGAGCAUGGAGGAGAAUCAGGACCUUAAGAAAGAACUGCUGAAAUGCAAGCAAGAAGCCAGGAACUUACAGGGGAUAAAGGAUGCCUUGCAGCAGAGGUUGACUCAGCAGGACACAUCUGUUCUUCAGCUCAAGCAAGAGCUGCUGAGGGCAAAUAUGGAUAAGGAUGAGCUACACAACCAGAAUGUGGAUCUGCAGAGGAAGCUAGACGAGAGGAACCGGCUCUUGGGAGAAUAUAAAAAAGAGCUGGGACAGAAGGACCGCCUCUUUCAGCAGCAGCAGGCCAAGUUGGAAGAUGCACUCCGGAAACUCUCAGACGCCAGUUACCAGCAGGUGGAUCUAGAACGGGAGCUCGAGCAUAAAGAUGUCCUUCUGGCUCACUGCAUGAAAGGAGACGCAGAUGAGGUGACAAAUUACAACAGUCACAGUUCUCAGCGCAAUGGCUUUGUCCUUCCGGUGGCAGGGAGAGGUGCCACUACUGUCACCCACAGAGCGCCCCAGACCAGUGACCUCCAGCUCGUCCGAGAUGCUCUCCGCAGCCUGCGCAACAGCUUCAGUGGCCACGACCCCCAGCAUCACACCAUUGACAGCUUGGAGCAGGGAAUCUCUAGCCUCAUGGAGCGUCUGCACGCCAUAGAGACACAGAAGAAACAAGAAAGGAAGGUUCGGGGGUGGUCACCCAGAAAUCAAGCAAGCAGUGAAUACCGGGCAUCUUGGCCCCCUAACUCAACGCUGCCUCACUCCCAGAGUUCUCCGGCCGUCAGCAGCACCUGCACUAAAGUGCUCUAUUUCACCGACCGCUCACUCACGCCCUUCAUGGUCAAUAUACCAAAGAGGUUGGGGGAGGUGACACUGAAGGAUUUUAAAGCAGCUAUUGAUCGGGAAGGGAAUCACCGGUACCACUUCAAAGCACUGGAUCCAGAGUUUGGCACUGUCAAAGAAGAGGUUUUCCAUGAUGAUGAUGCCAUCCCCGGAUGGGAAGGGAAAAUUGUAGCCUGGGUGGAAGAGGACCAUAGAGAGAAUUAACGGCACCCUGCACCUCCCCGGCUGCUGCUCUCAGGAAAGAGAACUAACGCCAGAGUAUGCCGAGAAGUUUCUAAUUCGUGCUGCCAAAAAGAAGCUUCUUCAAGUAUGAUGGUCAUGGGCCAGUCCUGUUUGUGUGCCUGGCUUAUCUGGUACUUCAAAUCUCUGUCCAAAACGUAGAACAUGGGUUUAUGUGGCGCUCCUUGUCCGUGGGAACAGUGUUUUAAUCUACUCUGAGGACAACAAACCGAAGGCCUUAACCACCAGGGAAGGAUGACCCCUGUCUCCGAGUGGGAGGGGCAUGGCUGCUGUGAUCUGGCACCUGGAAGUGGAUGUAUCACUCCAAGGGUUGGCCUCGAAGGUUGCUGCAAUCAGAGCCCCAGCAUUUGUACUGACAGACAAGGCAGAAGGACCAACGUUUCUGCUUCUUUGCAAAUAUUGCAAACCAGGAGUGACUUGUGAGGUGGUCCCAAAGAUGAAGGCCCACAUGCGUAACUGACCCGGACAGGAAUGAUGCUCACUUGUUGACUGGGUGGGGAGAGGGCUGCCUAUAUUGUGCUAUAAUACGCCAAAACCACAAUGAAGAUCUUGGACUGCCUCUUCUGGUUAUAGCUGGCUCUACAGCUCGUCCUUAGCCCAGUGGGGCAUUUUCACAUACUGUUGGUUUUCUCUGAGGACUCUUUAACUCUAGAGCCAUUUAUUUUUCUCCAAACAGAUAAACUUUGUGUUUGAAAAGAAUGAGAGACUCGAGAGGCUCCUUAAGAAUCCAGGAGGAUACAGAAAGGUGCUGCUACCCACAUCCCUUGACUCAAACUCAUGGUAUUGCCUUUACAAGGAGACAGACCCUUAAUUUGUGUUUGUGGUUUGAGUACUGAGCACGACUUACUGGUCUGCCUCUCACUUCAAGGCUGGAGUUAUUUUCUAUUACAUAGUUAGCUUGGGCUGUUCCCUUAGGGGACAGUGGAACCCUUGGGCAUGGAGUGUGAAUGAGUUGUGAAUGGCAGGGUUGAUUUCAAGGUGAAGUCAUUUCUUAUUGCAACAUUGUCAAGUAUAGAAGCUAAAGAGUUCAACUUCCAGAGAUUACUCACUAACUUGGGUUUUCUUAUUCACUCGCCUAGCACCACCCGCCAUCAGCCAUGGUUAUCUACUUAUACAGUCCCUCAAAGCAGUCUGCAACCACACUGUACACUGCCAAACAGAAGAGCGGGACAGAUGGCUCAGUUCUGGGACCCGCCUGUCUCUGUCUCCCAUUUUCAGCCAUUUGAACAGAAUACUCCUUGGAACGCUGAGAUAAUGUCUUAUUGUUUUAUAUAGACAUGUCUUUUAAAAAUAGUCCAUGUUUGAGAAUUGUUUUGUACUCAUUUGCUUUUGUCUGAGAACCAUGUCUAUUUUUAUAACUAAGUGACGUCUGUGUAAUCUCACGGUCCCUAUCCUCUCUCCAUUUUCUACUGCACCCAGCAGCUUUUCUAUGGCCUCUUCCUACUGCCUCUUGUGGUUUCAGAACAAGCUUUAUUUUGUUACGAGUAUACUAACGGCAGUUGGGUCUGGCCAAUUCUCCCUGCUUUUAGUGGUGGAGAUCUUUUUUUAUUUUAUUUUUUUCUAGUUGAUUGCUCUUCUAAAAGACAUGAGAUCAAAAAGACCUGAUGUCUUCCAUGCACACUACCCUGGUCUUCUAUUGAAGAACAAUUUUUCAUCAGCUGUAACUAGGAAAGUUCAGGAAAGUCAGCCAUAAGCAAGAACAACUCAUUGUGAAAGCCAACAGAAGAAAAAGGUUAUUUCUGGUUUUUUCCAAGUCAACUGGAGGGAUUAAACAGUCCAUGGAUCACCAAUUUCUCUGUUGCAUGAACAUUAAUGUUUUACUGUUUGACAGCAUGAAAGUGGUCAGGCUAAACUUCAAUACUGUAGUCCAGAGACAAUGUACCUUGAGUUGUCUGCCUCUUAAAUAAGACUCUCCUUGUCUGUUUUCUUUCAGCAGUCUUAACAUUAUGUGAAAUUAACUUUUCGGCAAAAAUUAAAUCAGAGACAAAA